Sebastes umbrosus (honeycomb rockfish) is the source of this 2208-nucleotide messenger RNA. RefSeq lists its product as uncharacterized. The transcript has 6 exons. The record is from RefSeq and is a predicted model, not a curated record. NCBI's taxonomy places the organism in Eukaryota, Metazoa, Chordata, Actinopteri, Perciformes, Sebastidae. The coding region runs from base 175 to 1395 and encodes 406 amino acids.
UUUAUAGGCGAGUGUCUUUAGCUUAUUACUCUUAAACACUGAAAAUGAAAGAAAGAAACAAAAUAAAAUAUGUUUCCUUUCUAAACUAUUCCACAAUAAACUCCUGUAACUGUUCUAAUCUUUAUUUUUAGUACGUUAGUAGUAACUUUGCUUUUCCUUCUAGGACGAGUCAACAUGUCUGCAGUUGUCAGACAGCAGCGUUAUCUGUCCACCGCAGGGGCUGAUGGGAGGUGUGAGGAGCCUUCAGGAACCACGUGGCCCUCGUCUGAUCUCACAGCUCGUCCUUGUUUGGCCUCAGCUGCAUCAGAGCGCCACUUCUCCCCAGGUUCACCAGAGGAAACACCACUGCACACAAUGCUUUUCCUCCCAGCUGCUGCUCUGUGCUGUCUGUGUUCAGCGCUGGUUGCCAUGGCAGCAGAGCUGAUUCAGGAGGAUUUAACAUUGACCAGGAGAGUUGGUGGGAAAGUUUCCUUCAGCUGUCGAGGAACUAACCAGUGUAGCGGUAAUUAUGUAUACUGGUACCAGAAGGGAGACACAGAAACAUUCACAUUGAUUCUUGAUAUUGAUAAGACAGAUGGUACAAUAGAUUCAGAUUACAAUCAUCCUCAGAAAGAUGAUUUCUCAGCUGUGAAUAAACAGAACGGCUGUGAGUUGGAGAUCCAGAAGGUUAAACUCAGUCAUUCAGCCUCCUACUACUGCUCCUGUAGAGCUCUCCACAAUAUCAUUCUGCUUCAUCAUUUGGACUCGUUCACCUCAGCUGACACGCUCAACAGCAGACAGGUUUUUGUAUUACUCUGUUUCACUGUGGGAGGAGGACGAUACGUCUGGAUCUUUGGCUCUGGAACUAAACUUUAUGUAACAGAUGAGCCGGUAGUGAAGCCCGUGGUGAGCGUGUACCCAGCAGCAUCCAGAGCCCACCUGGAGGGGAAGAGCUCCCUGCUGUGUCUGGCCUCAGCCAUGUUUCCUCCUCUGGUCCAGUUCUCCUGGAAAAGACGAAAGGACAACGGUCCUCUGGAGGAGCUGCCCCCUGCUGAGGGAGAGCAGCUGGAGCUCAGAGAGCCGGGACGCACCGCCGGCAUCUUGCUGAUCCGUCAGCCAGAGAACAGCACGUAUAAAUACCGCUGCUCCGUCCACCACGAGGGGGGCACAGUGGAGGCCCCAGCAGAACAAGAGGUUCCAGCUCCAGCAGCCUCCUGUCCUCCAGAGAGAGAGCCAGCACACCUGCCAGCUCUGCAGCAAGCUGACUUGUCCUUCCAGUCUCAGUGCAAGGUGAAGCUGCUCUGUGUGCUGUACACAGUGCUGAUAGUGAAGAGUCUGGUGUACUGCUGUGGACUCUCUCUGCUGAUGAUCCUCAGAAACAAGGGACCGUCCACCAACUGCACACAUGCUGACUGACUGGCCUUUUCUCACCAUCAAAUCUCAUCAAUUCAUCUCAUUCAUCACUUUGAUCACUAUUCACAAAUAUCAAUGAUGACGUUGUGGCGACCCCUGCUGUCGUCUAUAUAGUAGGGUUCCUGUUAACCUGCCAUUAGGGCCUUCUGGGAACACCUGGGCCCAGUGUUCCCAGCCUAUAAAGCCUAGGCUCAUGACUCAUUCUCUCUCUCUCUUUCCCCGCAGACACCAUCGCUGGGCAUGUGGCGGCCUUAGGUUCUCCUUGGUUAAUCUUUUGCUUGUUUUAUACAUUUUACAACAUGCACACACCAUUUAUAUUCUCAAUGCACACCUUACACUACUGAUACUACUGAUAUUCACACUCCAUACCUUUUGAUCCUUUUGUUCUGCAUAAUUUACUCUACUUUUGUUAAAUAGAUUAAUUGAUUUUAUCGUUACCACGGUGUGUCUUCCUAUUUGUCAUGGUCUUGAGAGCCAGGUUGUGAUAAGUUGGGGGCUCGUCCGGGAUUUGAACCCGGGACCUCUCGCAUGUUUUAAAAUCUUUACAUGCAGGUUAGAUACUGUCAUCCUAAAAAUAUAAAUACAUACACACACACACACACACACACACACAAACACACACACACAUAUAUUUGCAGUUACUCGGUGUAAAUUCUGUGUGGUGUUAUUUUGAUGCUGUUUAUUAAUUGUGACUUGUAUAAUAAUAGAACAUUAAGAUGAAUCAUUAGCUGUCUGGUAGAUAUUUGAUUGUUUACAGUAUUUUUCUGUUCUUGUGUUUCUUUUUAAUACAUUAUACAGAGUCAGAUUUGUCAAAUU